AGUGAGGGAGAAAAAAAAAUUGCAAAAAGUGAGAGUUAAAAAGUCAGAGGAUCCCUGGUUUGCAAGGUCAUGUGGUGAACAAAGAGCUCAAGUGGGAGGUUGUGAUUUGAGAAGGCCUUUUGCAUCAUCUUUGUUGGACCCACCAAUGAGAGAGUCCACUCAAACUCACAACACUCGCUCACGUCUCUCUCUUCUUGUCACCCCUUGAGGUACACUUCUUCUUUGGAUUAUUGUUUAUUUUGGAUGUCGCACAUGACUGUGAAGGACUGACAGAGGGAUCUACAAAAAGAAUCGUCUUGGCUCCAUCUUUAUUGACACUUUUUAAAAGGUGCACUUACCCUUCACCUUACCUGUGUGGGAUUUUCACAUGGAAUAAUGCCUUCAUGCUGGAGUAGAAGAUCCUGGCUUCCAGCUUUGUUUGCUGCCACCCUGGUACUUGUUCCUCUUGUUCAUGCUGGAUCCAGCCAGGACCGAAGGCUGGCAGGGUCGUCCUCGUGCUAUGGAGGCUUUGACCUCUACUUUGUCUUGGACAAAUCUGGGAGUGUAAUGGACCACUGGACUGAAAUCUACCAUUUUGUUGAGCACUUAGCUCAUAAAUUUAUAAGUCCACAAUUAAGGAUGUCAUUUAUCGUGUUCUCCACUGAAGGGAAGAUUUUGAUGAGCCUAACAGAGGACAGAGAACGCAUCCGAAAAGGUCUGGAGGAGCUGCAGGGGGUUCAUCCAGGAGGAGACACCUUCAUGCACGAGGGCAUCCAGAGGGCCAGUGAGCAGAUAUACUAUGGAAACACAGAAGGUUAUCGCACUGCCAGUGUUAUUAUAGCUCUGACAGAUGGAGAGCUGCAUGAGGAUCUCUUCUACUAUGCCGAGAGAGAGGCCAACCGCUCCCGGAGCCUGGGGGCCACCGUUUACUGCGUGGGGGUGAAGGACUUCAAUGAGACUCAGCUGGCGAAGAUUGCUGACAGCAAGGACCACGUAUUCCCUGUCAAUGAUGGUUUUGAGGCUUUGCAAGGGGUCAUUGAUUCUAUCCUGAAAAAGUCUUGCAUUGAGAUUCUGGCAGCUGAGCCCUCCAGUAUCUGCGCAGGAGAGUCUUUCCAGGUUGUAGUGAGAGGAAAUGGAUUCCUCCACGCUCGCAAUGUUGAUAAGGUCCUGUGCAGCUUCCGCAUUAACGACACACUUACUAAAAUGGUGAAACCUUUGAUAGUGGAGGAUACAUAUCUUCUCUGCCAGGCACCUGUGCUUCAGGAUGAGGGAAUGGCAGCAAAUCUUUAUGUCAGUAUGAACGAAGGUCUCAGUUUCAUCUCCAGUUCGGUCACCAUUACAACUGUGAGCUGUUCUGAUGGGACCAUUUUGGCCAUCACUCUGCUCAUCCUCAUGCUGCUCCUCAUCUUGGCUCUCCUGUGGUGGUUCUGGCCCCUCUGCUGCACUGUGAUCAUCCACGAGCCGCCGCCACCUACUGCGGAGGAGAGCUCGGACGAUGAGGACGAUGAUAUGCCAAAGAAGAAAUGGCCCACAGUAGACGCUUCCUACUAUGGAGGGCGGGGAGUUGGGGGAAUCAAGAGGAUGGAGGUUCGCUGGGGUGAGAAAGGCUCCACUGAAGAAGGAGCAAAGCUGGAGAAGGCCAAAAAUGCCAAAGUGAAGAUGCCUGAGCAGGAGUUUGUGCAGUCCCCCACGCGUGUUCUCAACAAUGGCAUGCAAAAACCUUUAGGGCCCCACAAGUGGUACUCUCCUAUCCAGAACAAGCUGGAUGCAUUGUGGGCCUUUUUAAGAAAAGGCUACAACCGGGUGUCUGUUAUGAGACCUCACCCAGGUGACAAGGGCAGAUGCAUGAACUUUAUUCGUAUGAAGUCGGCGGCCCCUCACUACCCCAACUACAACCCCUCGCCCAUCUACACCCCUCCCAGCAGGAGUCCACCUGCACCACAGGGCACCCUCCCGCCGACCCCCGGCGUCGCACCAUCGUCCCCCCUGUUCUUGGCUACCCUGCCCCUCCUGCCUUCGACGCCCUCCGACUCGUCCCCCUCCCCUCCGUCCACCCCGCCCUAUUACACCCCGCCUCCCAAACGGGCUCUCCAUCCCACCGCCUUGCACAUACCCGCCGCGCCCGAGCUGCCGCCCACCCUCCCGCCGCCCCUGUCGCCCUCCGACGCGCUGCCCCCCCUACCUCAAGGCCCCGCCCCGGGACGAGCCCCGCCACCAGCCCGCCCCCCGCCACGCCCCGGCCUGUAGCUGAGAAAUUGCGAGUCCCAGCAAGAUUUUUAAGCGCAUGACCACGUUUGAUUGUGUCCGUAGGAGAGCAAAGCCCAGCAGGCUGCGGCCUUCCUGCCUUGUGCAGAGGACAACGAGGAGCUGCUUUCCGCUAUUUGUCUACACUGACUUUUGUACACAUUUAGCCCAACGAAUGCUUGAAUCACUGACAUUGGAUCGAAUGAGAGCAUUAAGUGUCCACUUUCGAAGAGAGAGAAGAUAGACUCAAGCAUGGGAGCCUGUACAGACAAACUGCAUCAAGUUACACACGCAGAAUUCAGAAUUUGACAAGCCUUUCAUUUUUGAUAAUCAUUGAAACAUGAGCAACUUCAUACAUCCGUUUUUUAGACCUCUUGUCCUUAUUAGGGUCUCAGGGCAGUUGCUGCUUAUCCCUGCAGACAUUAGGCGAGGGGUGAGGUACACCCGGGACUGGUCGCAGUACAAACAACCAUUUAUAAUCAAAUUCACACCUCUAGAUAAUUUGGAGUCAGCCAAGUUAUUGCAAGUCAUUAGAUUUGCACAUUUCUUUUUUCCUUGACACACCACAUCGAUAAGAGGUUCUCAAACUUUUUGGAUCCAGGAGUGAACGCCAAUUAACUAUAACUACCAUGUGCACCCCUACAUGCCAUGCGAAUUACUCUAUUUAUUUUUGGAACAUUUCAAACUUAAUAUUCUUUACCCAUUUAAUAGAAAGGAACUAAACCAAACGAAAGUGAAUUAAAUGCAAUUUUUACUGCUUCUACUAACAACAGGGCUACGAAGAGAGUCAGUCAGUAUUGUCAACUUAAGCCAUUUAGUCGCUUUAUUUAGUGACUUUUCUGUACACUCAAGCAACUAUUUUUCUAGAUCAAGACUAGCUACUUUCAUUCCCGCUAAGAAACAGACAACAUGAGUGGAAUAGAUUUCAGAUUGUUUUCCAUAUAACAAGAAAGGAGCCAGGUGGAAAGCAAUCACAAGAUGAGAUAUAGUGCCCAUUUCUUCAUUGCAAAAACAGGGAUUUAUUUACAAGUUGGGAACUUUUGACUCGAGAUAUUGCAGAGGCCUCACCUGUACAACGUGAGAAAAGAGCAUGAGAGAGGUAGAAAUGCUACGCACGUACAGGGAUGUCAUUUUAUGUGACAUAUUUAUUGACGUGCAGGUCGUCAUAUAUACUGUAGGUAUGCACUUUUUGGAAAUUAUACAACAAUUUAUUGAAAACCAUUUUGCAGACCCCAGUUUGAGAACCACUUACAUAUACGAUUCCUACUUGCCUUUCAUUUGCUAAAGUGUAGACUACACUGAGUUUUUCAGCAUCCUCAUCAUCUUCCUCACUGUGCUGAAGCAGCAUGAUGCGAGUCACAGCUGGCCCACUUUCGUGCACGUCACAGUAAGCAGCCGGGACUUGGACACGACAUCUGACACAUUUAUGACCGCUGAAGUUCAACUCUGCAAUUGCAGAUGCUCCCUCCUUCAAGAGGUGGAGAAAGACAGGCCGCAGUCAGAGGCAAGCGUUGAACACCGCAUCCUUUAUAUGCCGUAUUUCCUCAAACUGUGGCCUGUGCUUGAAUAGAAGUCACAAUUUUGAGUCUUCAAUUAACCUAAGAUGCAUGUUUUUGGAAUGUGGGAGGAAGUCAGAAUACUGAGAGAAAACCCACCAGAGCAGGGGAAGAACAUGCCAAGUCCACACAGAAAAGCCGGAGCCAAGAUUUGAGACCAGAACUUUAGACUGCGAGGCAGAUAUGUUAACAUGGCUUGGAAAGUCCUUCAAAACAUAACUUCCAACUGCACUGCACUAUUGUGAGCAUUACGAAAAAAAGGAACAGCAAUAGAAAUGGAUAAUCCCACAUUCAUUGUGACACAGCCAAUCAGUGUGUCUCGCUCCACUUACAGUAUGUGUGCAUUUGUAUAAAUAAAGGCUCUCUCUUUUAUUUAAGUUUUUUUACAUUCAGUAAAAAAAUGUCCCGCCACCAUUUGUGGAGAUAUGGUACUUAAUUCAUUACUGUGUGUUUCGAUGUGUUUGUAUUUAAACCAGUUAUGAGUUAAUUAUAGCCAUCAUUUAUUGUUUCUUUUUGUAAAAGGUGCUCACAAUGAAGCUUGCAAAGCAUGCAUGUACAACGCUCAGUGUAAAGAUUUUUUUUAAUUUUUUAUUUUAUUAUGAUGUUGAGAUUAAUUUUGCCAGAAUGUUCCAGCAGGUUGCCAAUUUGAAUGUCAUAUAAAAAUGAAAAAUUCUAUGAUACAGUGUGUUUCCUUCAAAAAACAAAGUAAACCUUUUAAUACAUAAAAUUAAACUUUGCAUUUCUGGA
Phyllopteryx taeniolatus (common seadragon) is the source of this 4526-nucleotide messenger RNA. It is a transcript of the gene antxr1a, whose product is annotated as ANTXR cell adhesion molecule 1a. The record is from RefSeq and is a predicted model, not a curated record. Gene Ontology annotation, cellular component: membrane. Gene Ontology annotation, molecular function: signaling receptor activity. The transcript is spliced from 18 exons. The coding region runs from base 376 to 2226 and encodes 616 amino acids. NCBI's taxonomy places the organism in Eukaryota, Metazoa, Chordata, Actinopteri, Syngnathiformes, Syngnathidae.